Messenger RNA from Aspergillus ruber CBS 135680, 2160 nucleotides. RefSeq lists its product as uncharacterized. The transcript has 4 exons. Gene Ontology annotation, biological process: silent mating-type cassette heterochromatin formation. NCBI's taxonomy places the organism in Eukaryota, Fungi, Ascomycota, Eurotiomycetes, Eurotiales, Aspergillaceae. The record is from RefSeq and is a predicted model, not a curated record. Gene Ontology annotation, cellular component: rDNA heterochromatin; SHREC complex. Bases 1 to 2160 code for a protein of 719 amino acids.
AUGUCUGCCCCGGGAUCAGUGUCCGAAGAGACCGAAAAUACAAUCGUGAUCUCCAUAGACCGGUCCUUCAGCGACGGCAACCCGGCAAUAUGGCCGAAAGACCCCAAAUAUAAAUUGUGCAAUGACAGAACUUAUCGCGAAAAGCUUGCUGUGCUUUGGUUGAAGAAGAUGGGAGCGUAUGAAGACGGGAUGAAUUAUAUCAUAAACAAACUACCAGAUGGCUACGCCUUUCUUGAGAGACCUCGCAUUGUCAACCCGGACAUUUAUGAUAGGUUCCUCUACGGCCAUCCGGUUGGGCAGUAUUUCCAGUCCACGAUUCAAUUUUUCCCCCAUUUCUACUAUCUGAUGACGGGAGCGGUUGCACCGUGUAAAUGCGCACUUUGUGAGAGACUGCAGAAGCAGAAAGCUCGUCGAGAAGCGGGCAUGCCACUUCGUGGUGGUCGAUUACCAGGCCCGACUCCCUCUCGAGGCUCAGUUACGAGUUCUCGCGGAUCAAGUUUAGCUUUUCGAGGGUCAAGUGUAGCCUCUCGCGGCAAACCAGUGGCUAGAGCUGCUAGAAGUGUAAGACAGCCAGUUCGUCCCGUUGUUGAUGGUGAAGGGACAACUGACGUCUACAAAUUGGCCAUUAUGGAGCUAAAAGAGAAUGGCCGGUUAAGCAAGAAGAUUAAAGAGAAGACUAGUAUGGACUGGCGGGCUGAGAGAGAGAGACUCAGAGAAUAUCUGGAGAAGUUGGAUCUGCAGCCGUCUUACAUACCUCGAGCUGGUGAAAUCGUUCUCUGGACACGUGAGCUUAAUGGAGGGCUACUAUGGAACUCAGAGAACAAUCGCGUCGAAAUCUUUUCUGCCGAGGAGGAUCGAUGGCUGGGGAUGCCGGAAUGGCGAGCAGGGGUCGUCGGACAGGUUCCGGAAGAUGAUAUCGUGCUUCAAGACUUAGUCGAGACUACUCCGAAGGAACAGGCUGUGAAUUAUUCGGGAUUCCGCAUCGAGACUUUUCCUGACCCUAACAGUAGCGAUAAGAGCUACUCGCUGCACUCCAAAUACGUUCCGCUACGGUGCAUCAAGCCGUUUAAUUCGUUUGAACUCUUUGUGCAAGGGAUGUCGCGCAAAGAGCUCCAUCCAUCCAUUGAGAAUGCCUUGACGGUUAUGUCCUCCUUCAGCUUACUGGACAAGUACCAUAUCAAAGGUACCUGGCCAAACGCAGCAAUAUACUGCCGGGGGAUCUUCAUUGGUGCUGAGCUUUUGAUCAUUGGUGACGCUGUUCGACUGAAACCAAAGGGUUACAACUCGAACAGCCUCCAAAACGCAAGCGUAACAGACGUAAUGGUGAUUGAUGAAAUCCAAAUGGAACUGAUAAACUGCGAGGAAGACGUCAAAUCUGCUAAUCUAGCAGAAGACUGCCGCGUCCGCCUCAGUGGUAAAAUCUACACAACAAGCUCCGUCCGCGCACAUAAGGAAGUCGACGUCACAAAACUUUUCCGCGGCUUAUCCGAACAAGAAAUCUCAAACACCUUCCAAUACACUGGCAUGGGUGGCUACGGCAACUGGUACCACCUGUACACGGGCAAAACCGCCAAAGUCUCCCAUGACAUGAUCCUCGGCCGCUGCUACGAACCCGACGCCAUACGCCUCCUCUUCGGCAAUCUUUCAAUGAGCCACGAUUUGCAUGGCAUUAUCAUGGCGCGUGACUACUCACGACAAGCCGACGGCCGCAUCCCCGAAGGCAAGCAAUGGUUCUGGGGCGACUUCCGCACGCAGACACUAGCCAUCGACUCCCUCAACGGUGAAGAUGUGGGCUACUACAGCGAAGCACGAGAUGUCAAGAUGUGGCGCGCUAACCUCAAAGUCAUCGACGGUACAGCCUGCCCUGCAGAUUACCGGGAAGCAAAACUCCCUGGUGAAGUAGGAAGACCGUCGGCCAAGUCGCGGUCUACUUUUGCGGAGGUUCGCAAGACUAGCUCAUUGGUUAGUACGGGGUUGGGGGCUACGACUGAUAUAAGUAAUACAGUUAGUUCUGCGGAUGAGGGAGCUGCACAGGAGAAUUCUUCUUCAGGGGAGGAGGAUUUAACUGUUCCUAUGAAGUGUUUGCUUGGUGGGACUGAGGAGACUGAGGAGGAUUAUGUUUCUGGAAAUGAGAGGAAGGCGAAGCGGUCGAAGCAUUGA